Messenger RNA from Rotaria socialis, 450 nucleotides. The record is from the annotation of a GenBank genome assembly. NCBI's taxonomy places the organism in Eukaryota, Metazoa, Rotifera, Eurotatoria, Philodinida, Philodinidae.
AUGCCCAGAGCAAUACAACUAACCGAAAGGGAAAGAAAGUUGAUUUUAGCAUGGCACAAGAAAAAUAUACCCCAUCGAGAAAUUGCCAAGAGAAUUAAUCGGUCGAAGACAGUGGUAACAAAUUUUUUAAAAGAUCCACUUAACUAUGGCUCGAGAAAACCAACUGGUCGAAGAAAAACAGUCGAUGGACGUAGCAAACGCCUUAUUAUUAGAACUGCUAGUAACAAAUCAAUACCUUGUUCAAAUAUUAUUAGCGAUUUAGGCCUAAAAAUGUCACGAUGGACAAUCAAUAGAGUUAUAAAAAGAUCAAACAUUCUUAAAAAGAUGAAAAAAAAACGCUCUCCUGCUUUAACAACAGUUCACAAAGAUUUACGAUUAACUUGGGCUAAAGAUCAUAUGACAUGGAAUAAUGAAUGGUACAAAGUUGUUUGGUCUGAUGAAAAAAAAUAA